GUUGCUUUACACUCCUCUCUCUCCUCCCUGCAGAUCCUGGCCAUCAUCUCCAUCCUCUUCAUCAUCCUCUCCACCAUCGCCCUCUCGCUCAACACGCUGCCGGAGCUCCAGGUGAUGGACGAGUUCAACCAGGCCAACGAUAACCCGCAGCUGGCCCACGUGGAGGCGGUGUGCAUCGCCUGGUUCACCAUGGAGUACCUGCUCCGCUUCCUCUCCUCGCCCAACAAGUGGAAGUUCUUCAAGGGCCCGCUGAACGUCAUCGACCUGCUGGCCAUCCUGCCCUACUACGUCACCAUCUUCCUGACCGAGUCCAACAAGAGCGUGCUGCAGUUCCAGAACGUGCGCCGUGUGGUGCAGAUCUUCCGCAUCAUGAGGAUCCUGAGGAUCCUGAAGCUGGCCCGCCACUCCACGGGCCUGCAGUCGCUGGGCUUCACGCUGAAGCGGAGCUACAACGAGCUGGGCCUGCUCAUCCUGUUCCUGGCCAUGGGCAUCAUGAUCUUCUCCAGCCUGGUGUUCUUCGCCGAGAAGGACGAGGACGCCACCAAGUUCACCAGCAUCCCCGCCUCCUUCUGGUGGGCCACCAUCACCAUGACCACCGUGGGCUACGGCGACAUCUACCCGCAGACGCUGCUGGGCAAGAUCGUGGGCGGGCUGUGCUGCAUCGCCGGCGUGCUGGUCAUCGCUCUGCCCAUCCCCAUCAUCGUCAACAACUUCUCCGAGUUCUACAAGGAGCAGAAGCGGCAGGAGAAGGCCAUCAAGAGGCGGGAGGCGCUGGAGCGCGCCAAGAGGAACGGCAGCAUCGUGUCCAUGAACCUCAAGGACGCCUUCGCCCGCAGCAUGGAGCUGAUGGACGUGGUGGUGGAGAAGGGCGGGGACAAGACCCCCACGGACAACCACCUGUCGCCCAGCCGCUGGGGGGGCUCGGCCAAGAGCGUCACGUCGGACGCCGCCCUCAAGUCCCCCGGGAAGCAGAGCCCCGGGCCCAUGGUGCUCACGCUACCUCACACCGUCAGCAUCACCGGCGCCGGCGGCCCCCAGGGCACCGCCCGCAGCCCCCAGCACUACAGGGGCAGCCCCCAGGGCACCGCCCGCAGCCCCCAGCACUACAGGGGCAGCCCCCAGCGCCUCAACGUCCAGAAGCUGGAGGAGAUGUACCACCAGAUGACCAAGUCGCAGUCCUACACCAACCUGAACACCACCAGCUCCGUGAGCACCCUGAGCACCUCCAUGACCGCCCUGCCGUCUCCGGGCAGGAAACCCAGCAGCCCCGACGGCGCCGUCAGAGAGGAGGUGGAGCUGGAGAUGAAGGAGGUGGAGCCCUCCUCCAUGGAGGGGUUAGACGACUACACGGAGGAUAUGAAGGAGGAGGGGGACGCCACGUUCCAGGACUCUCUCCCUGAGCUGGACCUCCUGAGCGCCAGCGGGGACCGGAACCCGCAGAGCUGCCUGCUCACGGACGCCGUCUCCGUCCCCGUCGGCUCGGGGGACCGACCUCACUCCGACAGCGGCCGCGGGGAGAGCUUCAACGACGCCGCCGAGAACAUCCGCAGAUCCCUCCGAGGCCACAACCCGCUCCACGCCAAAGGGUCGAGGGUGAACUCUGUGGAGACCCCCGCCGAAGGUCCGCCCACGCCCCCCAGCACCAUCUCCCCCGACAUCAGCUCCAGCUUCCUGGAGGACGUCUCCCCAGAGGAGGAAACCUCGCCGCUGAUCCCCAGGUCAGUGUCCCUGGCCCAGGAGGAGACCUGCUCCCUGUCCUCUGAGAGGCUAGUGGUGGACACGCCCCCGGGCGAGGACGACCCGUCGACGGAGAACCGACGGCAGCGCCUCAUGGCCGCGGUGGGAGGGGCCGUCCCCGGCACGCCGCUGUCGCCCAAGGCGGUGGCGGGGGCGGUGGCGGGGGCGGGCUCAGCGCCCCGCUACACCCGAGGCCGGCCGGGCGGCAGCCAGGAGGCGGAGUCCGACAACGGCGACCAAAGCACACACAAGGUGGAGAACCACGUGUUCAGCCCCGAGAUCCACCGGCUCCCCGGGGAGGGGGGGCGCUCCCCGGGGUGUGGAACCAGCAUGUGACGGUCGGAGGAGCGGUGAGGGGCCGCAGACCUCCUCGCCGCGGAGGACCUCCCCCGGCCGGCGUCGAGGAGCAGAAGAAGAAGACAGAGGGAAAAGGGCGCAGAUAUAGGGAAAGAUAUUUUUGCAUGGCAUGAAAAGCUCCCUUUUACCUGUGUUUUUUUUUUUGUGUGUCGCUGAACUUCAAACUGCUCUUUUAAACGCAGAUUCGGGAAUUACUUUGGGGACCGAAGUGAGGGCACUUUGAGGAAAACUAAAAUAUUAUUUAUCAAAUGAAGCAAACAAUGUGUCCGUCCCCCUCCCGGUGUACAUACUGAACUUCCUUUCUUCUUUUUCUAGCACCUGAGUCGAGUGCACACAGAGAGACUUAUCAGUACAAAGCAUGCCCUCAAAAAGACAUUUUACGGUGCUUAGUUUGCUGAAAGCGCUCCACUGUAAAUACUCUGAAAACCCAAGGAAAUUAUAUAAGUAACGUGCAGGAUGACUAAUGCAAAACACUGACAAGAGGGGGGAAGAGAAGAGACGAAGGUGCAUCGAGAGACCUCGGAUCGAGUGUUGCAUCGUAGCGAUAACAAAAAAAAAAUGACAUAUCAUUACAUUUUGUGGAAAUGCAAUGUGUUCCCAUGACGACCCUGUAAUGUUUUUCUGUGUGGAGAAACUGUGUAUGAAACUGUAAUGUUACCGUUAAGGCUUUUGGGUUUCAUAAUGACUUAAUCGUACGUUCUCUUUUUUUCUUUUUUUUAAUAUAUAUCUGAAACAUUUCAAGUGGGCACGAAGGACAAAACACAACAACUAUGCUACAGCACCAAUCUGUAGUUGCCAAAUACUUCAUAGAGAAAUAACUGUCAAAAGCUUCAGCUAACUAAUUAGACGGGUUGAGAGAUUGGGACAAGAUAUAAAACAUGAUGUCUUAUUCCUUGUUUCAUCUCCUGAAUCCAUCCAAGUCACUAAACAACGUUCUAUCUGACAACUGAUAUCUCACUGUAGUUUAUGAACAAUAUAUGAAGUAUGUAGACCUUUAUCAGAUGUAUAGAGGAUUUCUAUAGUCUGGCAUUUAAAUGACGUAAAACUGAAUAAGAAUACGUAGACCUAUAAUUAAGUACACUAGAUUUGGUCACUACCAUAAAGAUAGACUUUUAACUAGUAUUCCUUUUCGGCUUUUCAAAACAAUGCAACUGAGUAAAAAAAAGAGAAGAAUAGUAUAUUCUUGUGUGAUAUACACAGACCAAACUAAGUACAUUAUAAGGCUUCCAUCUAUUUAGCUUCUCACUAACUAUUAAAUGAACAUGUACUAUAAUACUAUUCUUUCGCUAUCGGGUGGUUUACCUGCACUGUAGUCCACAUCAUAAUCUCCUCCAAACUAUGAUGUCAUCGUAGACAUUUGAUCCAUACUACUGUGUUGUCGUUUUUCUAUUACUGAAGAGUCUUCGAGUUGUUAUUGUUUUCUCGUUGAACCAAGCUGAUUUGAGUCAAACUUAAACCCAAAGGUUUUCUUUUAAUUGUUUUCUUUGUCGCUUGUCCUUCCUCGUCCUCUUCUGUUUCUCACUGAACUUAUAUCCAUGUUUUGUGUUGCCUUUUAGGAUUCCAAUUUAUUGCUGGAAUAAGUGUUUAUCGUUUGAGCAUGGCACUUUGGCGGCGUGCAUUAGUGGUGUACAAGUAUGGCGUGCUUGAGAGGUUGUACAAAA
Gadus macrocephalus (Pacific cod) is the source of this 3755-nucleotide messenger RNA. RefSeq names its product potassium voltage-gated channel subfamily B member 2-like. Lineage: Eukaryota; Metazoa; Chordata; Actinopteri; Gadiformes; Gadidae. Gene Ontology annotation, molecular function: delayed rectifier potassium channel activity. Gene Ontology annotation, biological process: potassium ion transmembrane transport. Gene Ontology annotation, cellular component: voltage-gated potassium channel complex; membrane. The record is from RefSeq and is a predicted model, not a curated record. The transcript has a single exon. The annotation marks the transcript as partial.